AGUCUGGAUAAAUAAAUAAAAAAAUAAGAAUUUGGAGAGAAUUGAAAAUACUCUUAGUUUUUAAAUUAUUUAAUUUUAGGUAAUAACGGAACUUUGCAGAAGUCUAAAAUGUAACUUUUCCCAACAAAUAUAAAAAUAUGUAUAAAUGACAAACCAUAAUACCUUCAUGUUUGUAUCCAAAACUGUGAUGUAUUGAGUAGAAGACAUUAAUUUAGACUUUUUUUAACAUAUCUAAUUAUUCUUUAGUGAAAACGAGAAUAGUUUGGAUAGUUGAUGUAUAAUGUAUUAUUAAAGGAUCGGCACCAUGGAGAUGUGUAGGUUAUGCUUAGUUACUGAUAACCCUUUAAUGGAGUUUGAUGAUUGUUUUGUAACGAACUACAACUUGCUUACCCAUUUAAAUGUUACAUUACAUGAUGAUCUGCCACAAUAUAGUUGCCAAAAUUGUGCUGAAGCAGUAAAUUUUUUUAUAGAAUUUAAAAGGAAAUGUAAUGAAUCAGAAAAUUAUCUCAGAGAACAAGGAAGGAAAAUAAAACUUGAAGAAAGUAUAACACUAGCUGUAGAUGAUGAAUUAAAUAUUUGUAAUACGAUUAAAUCAGAAUAUGACAGUGACGCAGCUGAGGACAGUGAAUAUUUUAAUAAUGAUGAAAAUUUCAUACUGGAAACAUCGGAUACGCAAAUGGUAGAUGAGUUUUGCAUUAAAAAUGAGGAAUUUGAAGAAGAUAAAAGGACUCUCAUCAAGAAGCGAAGGAUAAAAAAAAGGAGUUGUAAUAUUAAAUCAAAAGUAAAUGAAGGUCAAGUUACCAAUAAAAAAUCCCUCUGCAACAAUAAUAAAAAAAUAAUUGAAGUACCUGAAGAAACAGCUUUACUUUGUGGUAUCUGCAGGCAAAAGUUUGAAGAAGCAAGCACCUUGAAGACCCAUCUAGAGACUCACAAAACAAAUAAACAUUGUGAAUUGUGUGAUGAAAAGGUUUGGUCAUGGCCUAGGCUGUUUAGUCAUCGCUUGGAACAUUUGCCGAGUAAACAAAAAAAAUGCCAUAUAUGUGAUCGCCGUAUUGCAUCGUCAAGAAAUUUAGAAUAUCAUUAUCUAAAGCACCAUAACGAAGGACAGGAAAAGCUUUUAAAAUGUACCCAAUGUGAAAGUGCUUUCGGUAAUCCAAGAAAAUUGUCACGACACGUCCGUUAUGCCCAUUCCGAAUUGAAAUUUGUGUGUGACUACUGUUCUAAAGCUUACAGUAUGAAAUGUAAUUUGAUCAGGCACAUAGUCUUCCACAGUACAGUCAAGAGUUUUACAUGCGAAUUGUGUGCAUUUGCGUGUAAAUCUCGUAUGGGUCUAAAGAAUCAUGUACUGUAUAAACACACUCCAAAUAGAGUCAUAUGUAAACAGUGCUCUAGAAUUUUUGCUAACCAAGAAAAGUGUGAUCGACAUACAUGUAAAUUGAAGGUAAAGAUUUGUCCUGUGUGUGGCAUGCAGCUGGGUCCUAAGAUGUCGCUUCCAAGACAUAUGCAGACUCACAAUAAAGUCGCUGCGUUCAAAUGCGAGCUUUGCCCCGCCGUAUACAAAAGGAAGCCGGGCUUGUUGACGCAUAUGAAGAAACAUAAUGGCAUCCGUGACAAGAAAUGCGAAUUUUGUCCAGCCAAAUUCUUACAUUCCAGUGUAUUGACCAAGCAUAGACGAAUUCAUACAGGGGAGAAACCAUACGUAUGUAAGGUAUGCAGUAAAAGUUUUACCGGGAAUAAUAAUUUGAAAGUCCACAUGCGGGUCCAUGGAGAGUUCAUAAUAAAUAAGAAGAACAAGGAUGAUAACGACUCUACCUAAGAAUAGUUUGUUAUAAUCUAUUCCGAAAGCAGGAGAAAAUAGACAAUGACACGACAGAUGUUAAAAAGAACGAGCUUAACAAAAAUCUCUUUUUAAAUUUUUACAGAGGUCUAUGGAUAGCGAUACAUAUCGUUUUCUCUCGACGCUCACUGUUAUAUAUGUUUCAAUGUCCGUUUUCUCUCUUGCUCUGAACCAAACUAUAGAUAAAGAAUUAUUUGUAUAUUUUCUCAAAUGUUGUUAAAUAUGGCGUAUUAAUUGGAAAUAAAUAAAAGAAUUAUCUUUUGAACUUUU
Messenger RNA from Diatraea saccharalis (sugarcane borer), 2107 nucleotides. The record is from the annotation of a GenBank genome assembly. NCBI's taxonomy places the organism in Eukaryota, Metazoa, Arthropoda, Insecta, Lepidoptera, Crambidae.